AUGGGGCUUCAAAAGAAGAAUCGUACAAAGUCUUCAUCAUCAUCAGCACCAAAUGAAGAUACUCCUCUAUUGGGUGGCCAUUAUCAACCACUUUCCUCCAAAACCAAAACCUUUGCAAAUAUCUUCAUAGCCAUUGUUGGUGCAGGUGUUCUUGGCCUUCCUUACUGUUUCAAAAAAACGGGUUGGAUAUUAGGGCUAAUUAUGCUCUUUACCGUGGGCUUCUUCACACAUUAUUGCAUGAUACUCCUCGUCCAAACGCGGCGCAAACUCGAAUCAUCUUUUUCCCACACUAUCUCCAGAGGAUCCUCGAAGAUCAAUUCAUUUGGUGACUUAGGCUAUGCUAUAUGGGGACCUUUUGGCAAAUCGUUUGUGGAUUUCAUGAUUGUGCUUUCGCAAUUCAGUUUUUGUGUUGGUUAUCUUAUUUUCGUAUCGACCACUCUCGCCUACCUCUCAAAAUAUGAUUCAAUUCUUGGUUUGACGCCCAAGGUGUUGAUCCAUUGGGCUUGUUUCCCAUUUCAGCUUGCCCUAAAUGCAAUUCCAACCCUAACCCAUUUGGCUCCUUUGAGCAUUUUUGCCGAUAUUGUUGAUUUCGCGGCAAAAAGUGUUGUGAUGAUUGAGGAUGUCUUCAUAUGCUUUGAGAAUAGGCCUAAUUUGAAGGCCUUUGGUGGAUUCCCUAUGUUCUUCUAUGGUAUUGGUGUUGCGGUUUAUGCUUUUGAAGGAAUAGGGAUGGUUUUACCAUUGGAAUCUGAGGCCAAAGAUAAGGAAAAGUUUGGUGAUGUUUUGGGUUUGGCAAUGAUGUUAAUUUCUAUAUUGUAUGGUUCAUUUGGUGCAUUAGGUUACUUUGCUUUUGGUGAUGAGACACAAGAGAUUAUAACUACAAAUUUUGGGCAAGGGCUAAUUAGUGAUUUGGUGCAAUUUUGUCUUUGCAUCAAUUUAUUCUUUACUUUUCCAUUGAUGAUGAAUCCUGUUUAUGAGGUUAUUGAGGGUAGGUUUUGUGAUUCUAGGUAUUGUUUGUGGAUGAGGUGGUUGAUGGUGUUAGGGGUAAGUUUGGUAGCAAUUUUUGUACCUAAUUUUACAGAUUUUCUAUCUCUUGUUGGGAGUAGUGUUUGUGUUAUUCUUAGUUUUGUGAUGCCUGCUUUGUUUCACUUAGUUGUGUUUAAAGAGGAAUUAGGUUUGAAGUGUGUGGUAAGAGAUGGGGUAAUUAUGUUUUUUGGAUUUGUUAUUGCUGUUUCAGGAACAUGGUCUUCUCUAUUAGAGAUUUUUGAGAAUGACGUUUGA
This is a messenger RNA of Arachis duranensis, 1278 nucleotides long. RefSeq names its product amino acid transporter AVT3B-like. Gene Ontology annotation, molecular function: amino acid transmembrane transporter activity. Bases 1 to 1278 code for a protein of 425 amino acids. The record is from RefSeq and is a predicted model, not a curated record. NCBI's taxonomy places the organism in Eukaryota, Viridiplantae, Streptophyta, Magnoliopsida, Fabales, Fabaceae. Gene Ontology annotation, cellular component: vacuolar membrane. Gene Ontology annotation, biological process: amino acid transmembrane transport. The transcript has a single exon.